Molecule: messenger RNA, 923 nt
Organism: Pseudovirgaria hyperparasitica
Lineage: Eukaryota; Fungi; Ascomycota; Dothideomycetes; Acrospermales; Acrospermaceae
Exons: 1
Coding region: 231-737 (168 amino acids)
Source: RefSeq, a predicted model, not a curated record
AACAACGCAAACGAAGAAAUCUAUAUGAAGGCUUACAAUAUCAUCGAGAAGUACUUCUCUGAUGAGGAGGAUGCUGGUGGUGAUAUGAACGAGCUCGCCCCUCAACAAGGACAAGAUGGAUCUUUUGGCUUCGGCGCCCAGCAGCAAACUCAGCAGCUGAACUUUGCCAACGGUGGUGAGUCCAUGGACAUGUGAUGCGGCACAAAUGAAGGUCGAAGACAUCCCUUACAAUGGGGAUAUCAUUGGCAUAUUACGCGUACAUGUUGCCGUAUACAUACCUGUCUCAAGCGAAGUCGGGUCUGUCUUGGUACGUGUCUUUCAGAAGAGCUGAGAAGCCGUACACACCUUACCGCCGCCAUGCCCUCUUUCGCCUCAUAAUCCCCAAAUCUCGCAGCUUCACGAACGGACCAAAACGAGAGAAAUUCCUUGGACCAUUUUUGGUCAUGAGCAAUUACGAGCAUCGAAGAUUCACCAUCAUGUAUAUCCCCUUGAGCUUUUCACAACUCCAUCAUCAUAUCCCUGGACGACUUGGUAGUCUCUACCACACGGUGUUAAUUCGUUCGAAGCUCUGUAGCUAUGGUCAACAUGGAGGGCAUGUCGAUAGAAUAACGACAAAUGAAAUACCCUAUAUAAAACGCGUGCCCACUUACCGCGGACUUGGUGUGCUGUAUGUUUCAUCUGAAGUUCCUCGAAACGUACCUAAAUAUGUGGCUACCGUAUGCACCAAAUUGCCUUAGUGUCGUUGACGUGCACGUGGGCUUGAAACCAAGUCGAGUUUGGGAUAGCGCCAAUCGGUUUCGAGGGCAACGGAACUCAUAACAUUGCAGAAUCGCGAUGAUGUACAGCUAAACGCGCGUUAUAGCUUGAGGUACCACCGCACCGAAUCUCCCAUUCAACAUCACUACCAUAUCUGUUUUCUCCGC